AAUGGAUAUGACAGGCAGUUAGUAAAGUCAUCUAGUUCUUCAGGCUUCCCUUGUUUACAGGGUCAUCAAGAGUUUGUUGAACUUUUCCAUUUCACCAAAAUCGUUUUUGUUUAAAAGCAAACGGCACAAGGCGAUUUCCUUAUUUCACCCAAAAUCAGAUCUAGCUUCUAGUGAAUGAUAUUUGUAAACAAGUGAUUGUGGCAGUAACAAUGACAUUUCAGCGAAAUUCCAGUGAACCAAUAAUACUGUUCAAAUUGCUGAAUCGUCGCUCGUUUUAGUACAAUGUGUUUUCCAAUUGCAGGAUAUAUUAUGCCACGCAAUUCUAAGGACAGCAAGUAUGAGAACAAUGGUUCUAAUAGAAGAACUCACACCUACAUGUCUGCUGAAGAUCAAGCGGCCGGUAAAAAGUCAUUUUGGACAGAAUUGGAGAUAACAGGGACUAUACGGAAUUUAAGUUCAAACCUAUUUCAAAUGACCCAUCUAACAGCACUUUAUUUAAAAAAUAAUUCCCUUCAAAGAUUACCACCUGAUAUUUGCCAACUGGUCAACCUAAGAAACCUAGACUUGUCAUCCAAUAAGCUGAGAUCGCUGCCAGCUGAACUAGGAGAACUUAUACAACUCAGCCAUGUUGUGGGCCUGCUAAAGACAACUUAUUUUGUUCUCUCUUUUCAAAACCUGGUUUAUAAGGCCAUGAAUCCUUCCUUCUUCCUUCCGAAUCCUGCGAAUCCCUUCGAGCAUUCUGGAGUGGAACUGCAAUUGAGUCACAACCAAUUAAGGAUUCUGCCGUACGAAUUGGGAAAGCUGUUCAACCUGAUGGUACUUGGUUUAAUAGGAAAUCCGCUCAGUAAAGACAUCAUGAAUAUAUACGCCGAACCAAACGGAACGCAGAAGCUUUUGACUUUCAUGUUAGACAAUUUACAAGUAACGACUCCUACACCACCUCCUCGGCCUUGGAUCCCUUUGGCACGGCCAUCUUCAAGUCGACCGACAUGUAUUUUCACUGUGAUGUGUUAUAAUGUUUUAUGUGAUAAAUACGCAACACGACAAAUGUACAGUUAUUGUCCAAGUUGGGCAUUAAAUUGGGAUUAUAGGAAAAAGGGUAUCCUAGAAGAAAUACGACAUUAUAGCGCCGACAUCAUCAAUUUACAGGAAGUCGAAAUGGAGCAGUUUUAUAAUUAUUUUUUACCCGAACUUAAACAAGACGGCUACGCGGGUAUUUAUUCACCAAAAUCACGAGCGAAGCAUAUGGCUGAAAGCGAGAGAAAAUACGUCGACGGUUGCGCCAUUUUCUACCGAACAUCAAAAUUUACUCUAAUCAAAGAACACUUAGUUGAAUUUAAUCAAUUGGCGAUGGCAAAUGCGGACGGAUUGGACCACAUGCUUAACAGAGUGAUGCCGAAGGACAACAUUGGUUUAGCUGCGCUUUUGCAAACGACGGAAGCGGCCUGGGAAAACACUCCUGCCGAUGCGCCUUUCAUCCAACAACCGAUCCUCGUAUGCACAGCACAUAUCCACUGGGAUCCUGAGUUUUGCGACGUGAAACUGAUCCAAACGAUGAUGUUAAGCAACGAGCUCAAAAGUAUACUCGACAAAUCCGCUCAAACAUUGAGAGCGUCGGAGAACGUGAACGCAGACCCGAACAGUAUCCAGCUGGUUCUUUGUGGAGAUUUCAACUCGUUACCCGAUUCGGGCGUGAUUGAAUUCUUGAGUACGGGGAGGGUUUCGCAAGAUCACAAAGAUUUCAAAGACUUUAGUUAUAAACAAUGCCUGGAGAAGGUCUUGAGCUGUGAUAAACCUAAUGAAUUUACACAUUCCUUCAAGCUCGCUUCUGCCUACAAUGAUGAGAUAAUGCCGUUCACAAAUUACACAUUCGAUUUUAAAGGCAUUAUCGAUUAUAUUUUUUACGCGAAACAAACAAUGACACCUUUGGGUUUGUUGGGACCUAUUUCGUCCGAAUGGUUGACGCAAAAUAAAGUCAUCGGUUGUCCACAUCCGCACGUAUUCUCCGAUCAUUUUCCGUUGCUCGUUGAACUUGAAAUGGUGCCGACUGUGUCUGCACCAAUUAAUGGCAUUAUCAGUCACAGGAUACGCGGGAAACGUCAAAGGACGCAAGGAUCUUUAUUAAUCGUCGACGGAAUUUUUUAGUGCCAGUAAGCUGUGAUGUGAAAUAUAAGUCUUUAUCGUCUUUAUAAUAAAAAGUAUACAAAGUUUA
Molecule: messenger RNA, 2212 nt
Organism: Tribolium madens (black flour beetle)
Lineage: Eukaryota; Metazoa; Arthropoda; Insecta; Coleoptera; Tenebrionidae
Gene: twin
Product: CCR4-NOT transcription complex subunit 6-like
Exons: 9
Coding region: 283-2145 (620 amino acids)
Biological process (GO): nuclear-transcribed mRNA poly(A) tail shortening
Cellular component (GO): nucleus; CCR4-NOT complex; cytoplasm
Molecular function (GO): poly(A)-specific ribonuclease activity; protein binding
Source: RefSeq, a predicted model, not a curated record